GAUAAAGCUCAGACUUCUCCCAGUGUGAAGUGAGGCGUGUGGAAGAGCAUUGUCAUGGCUGUCACAUCUUCUCCAGGCUGCUGUCCCGAGAGGGACACUUGCUUUAGCGUCAUAGGCAGCCGUUUGGGCCUGUGAGUUAAAGGACUGUUUUCUACCAGGUGGAAGUUACAACUCGGAAACUUCAAUGCUAGCCCAACCUCGACCCUUUAGGAAUAUUUAGUUUCACUCCAAGUUUCAGCUCUUAUGUAGGAGCCAGAAUGUUUCCGAGUUGAAAAUAAAGGGAACUAUGUAGUGUGCCUUAAUUACCUAGACCCAGAGUGGGUACACUUUUCCUGAAAGGGCCAGGUUGUAAAUAUUUGGGGCUUUGUGAGAGGUGAGACAAAACGGAGGAUCUUAUGCAGCUGCUUCUAGCCAUUUUAAUUUUACUUAUUUCCUCCAUGAGAGAAGGAGACAGAGCAUCCCUGGUAAGUUCUCGAUACCAAGAUCCAUCUCCAGUCUUCAGCCUCACAUCACGGGGAGACGUAUGCCCAGCAUAGUCAGGGAGGCCUUCAGACUUGAACCGGACAUCUUCCUGUGUGGGGUUGCCUCUCAGAGUAUUGCUUUUUACUGCUGAGCCACUGCCUGCUCUCCUCCCCAUAACCAUUUAAAGUAUACUUAUUUGGAAAUCUAACACCACUCAAGGCUCCUGGGUCAUGCGCAAGCAGGCGGUGGACUAGACUUGGCCAGGGGGCCACAUGGCUGCCAGCCCUUCUCCGGGUGGUCAUAACAUCACUAAUGAAGAAAACGAUCUUGUCUUCUCUCUGACAGCCGCAUGACUGGAGGUUACGGAGUGAUGGGUGACGACGGGUCUAUUGAUUACACUGUUCACGAAGCCUGGAACGAAGCCACCAAUGUUUACUUGAUAGUGAUCCUCGUUAGCUUCGGUCUCUUCAUGUACGCCAAGAGGAAUAAAAGGAAAAUCAUGAGAAUAUUCAGCGUGCCACCUACAGAGGAAACUUUGUCAGAGCCCAACUUCUAUGAUACGAUAAGUAAAAUUCGUCUGCGACAGCAGCUGGAAAUGUACUCCAUUUCAAGGAAGUAUGACUAUCAGCAGCCACAAAACCAAGAUGACAGUGUGCAGCUGUCACUGGAGUGAAGCCUCCGAAAACGCGAGCAUGAGCAGCCCGCGUUGAGCAGUAGAGUAGAGAGCGCCUGACCCUGCUAAAUCAUGAACAGCAUAAAAACUCUGUCUGCCUGAGAUCAUUUUACUCAUGACCUUCCCCAGCCUUUCGGUGUGCGGUGCUUUGCUCUUCUAACUGCAUCUCCAAUCCAUUUGUUCCACAAAUACAAAUGGCCCAAAAGGCCUGGACCCGGAGAGCCUGCAUAUACCCCGGAAGACACAGGAUGACCAGAGGCAGCAACUUCCCCUUGAGAAGACCUUGGACUUCUUCAGGACAUCAGUCACAAGUAAAAACACAUCUUUGGAAGCAAGAAUCCUGGAGCUUAUUCCACUUUGAUCAGAACAUUUUACAAAAUUAAAAAAAAAAAAUCCAGCCAUUGAAACAACUUCCUCUUAGAUUGUAUUCUGUGAAAAAUGUAAUACGAGUAAUAUUCAAAUGCGUGUUUCUCAGAAUUGCUGGUGGCUGUUUCAUUGACUUAAUGAUCCCGCCUGUUCGGGCCUUGUGUGGUAGACUUUCCUUUCACGUCAUGAAGCACCCCCAUCUGCUAAUGAUAGAAGCUUUCUGUCACUGGCUCCCCCACCCCAUAGUUGUGUCUCCUUAGUUGUGUCCCCAGAAGUUGCCUUUAACUAUUUUUUUAGUCCUACCAGGUUCAUUUCUACCUGAUGAAUCUCCUUAGCCACACUGGGGCCAGCUCUUGGGUAACUGGACACAUUUCUAUUGACAUUGGCUUCCUGCUUUUCAGUCAUAUGACCAUCACUGUUUAACUAUUCCGUCAGGUGACGUGUGCUUUUUUAGCAUGAUGCGCUUCCCAAAGACCUGCUUAUCUUGUUUCAUUUUGUACUGUACGAUGAAAUGUUUUUACCUGAUUUUUCAUGUUUAUUUAAAUAAAUCUGGUUGGAGGUAGUAGAGGCACUGUU
This is a messenger RNA of Tupaia belangeri chinensis (Chinese tree shrew), 2077 nucleotides long. RefSeq names its product small integral membrane protein 19 (gene SMIM19). Bases 812 to 1135 code for a protein of 107 amino acids. NCBI's taxonomy places the organism in Eukaryota, Metazoa, Chordata, Mammalia, Scandentia, Tupaiidae. The transcript is spliced from 3 exons. The record is from RefSeq and is a predicted model, not a curated record.